AUGAAGUUCAUCAUUCUUUUCGCUGCUCUCUUCGCCGUUGCUCUGGCUGCGCCCGCCCCUGAUGCAGAAAUCCUACGUCAGGAUUCCAAUGUACAGCCUGAUGGCUACAAUUUCGGUCUUGAACUCACCGAUGGCACGAAGAAGGAUGAGCAGGGAAGUCUUAAGAACGUUGGAACCGAACAGGAAGGCAUCGAGGUGCGCGGCUCCUACUCUUGGGUGGAUGAGAAAACCGGCCAAACAUACACCGUUAACUACAUUGCCAAUGAGAACGGCUAUCAGCCCCAAGGAGCCCAUUUGCCCCAGUAA
Molecule: messenger RNA, 306 nt
Organism: Scaptodrosophila lebanonensis
Lineage: Eukaryota; Metazoa; Arthropoda; Insecta; Diptera; Drosophilidae
Product: larval cuticle protein 65Ab1-like
Exons: 2
Coding region: 1-306 (101 amino acids)
Cellular component (GO): chitin-based extracellular matrix
Molecular function (GO): structural constituent of chitin-based larval cuticle
Source: RefSeq, a predicted model, not a curated record